Messenger RNA from Rhincodon typus (whale shark), 8015 nucleotides. Its product is annotated as sal-like protein 3. Gene Ontology annotation, cellular component: nucleus. The coding region runs from base 86 to 3868 and encodes 1260 amino acids. The record is from RefSeq and is a predicted model, not a curated record. Gene Ontology annotation, molecular function: DNA-binding transcription factor activity, RNA polymerase II-specific; RNA polymerase II cis-regulatory region sequence-specific DNA binding. NCBI's taxonomy places the organism in Eukaryota, Metazoa, Chordata, Chondrichthyes, Orectolobiformes, Rhincodontidae. The transcript is spliced from 4 exons. Gene Ontology annotation, biological process: regulation of transcription by RNA polymerase II.
UAAUUUCCGUAAUUUUGCAACUCGGGUAUUUGCGAAAAAAAACAUUAUUUUUUUAUUUGUUGCUGAUGUAUCUGCCACCACCACCAUGUCGCGCCGCAAGCAAGCGAAGCCCCAGCAUCUCAAGUCGGACGAGGAAGCAGUGGCAAUAGUUUCGCAAAAUUCGGCCCCAGGGGAAGGAGCAGAUGAUGCUGAUAGUGGGAACGAAAGCAGAAGUGGAAGUGAGGAAACCCACAUCUGUGAGAAAUGCUGUGCAGAAUUCUUCAAGUGGUCUGACUUCAUGGAGCAUCAGAAGAAUUGCACUAAGAAUCCACUAGUCUUAAUCGUAAACGACGAGGACGCAGCACGUUCAGAAGACUUCCCUGAGCCUUCUCCUGCUAGUACCCCAAGUGAUCAAGGAGAAAGUGAAGCUGCUGAGGAGAGCACUCAUUUGGAGGGAAAUGACAGCUCCGAGGUAAAGAGUACAGAACAAGACGAGCCGAUGGAGGUGGAUGCUUCCACUGACAAGGGUUACCAGAAUCAAGGGACCUCAAGUACUGCUACGUCACUACCUCAGAUUCCUGAAUCAUCUUCCAUGACAAAUUAUAACAUGCCAAACACUAAUGUGACUUUAGAGACUUUACAAAGUACGAAAGUGGCGGUAGCACAGUUUUCGCAAGAUACCCGAUCUAACAGUCCUAGUUCAAAUAGUGGAGUAUCCACCAUUGCAAUCCCCAUGAUUCUAGAGCAGUUGAUGGCUCUGCAACAGCAGCAACUCCACCAGCUUCAACUGAUCGAACAAAUCCGAAACCAAGUGGCAAUGAUGAAUCCACAAACUUUGCACCCUUUAAAUCCAUCAGCAUCUUCCCAAGGUACAUCUGUAUCUGCUGCUAGUCAGCAUGUUUCAUUCACUGAUCAUUCUUCUAACCAGUUAUCAGCUGUUAUUUCAGCUUCGGGACCAGGACAGGCAUCCAGUAUCCACCCUUCUGCCUUUGAGAGUUCACAGCAAAUAGCACAGCCUGCCUCUGGAGCUAGCACUCCUGUUUUGCCCAGCAGUGUAUCUCCCAGAUCAGAAUCCACCAUGCCUCCAUCCACUACCGGAGUUUCAUCUUCACUGACUCCAAUUUCCAGUUCAAAUACAAGUAACACUUCCUCACAAUUACAGUAUUCAACAUCAUCACUUGGCCAUGGUAAUCUUCUCAGCCCAGCUUCCAGCAUGCCUAAUCCACUGCUACCUCAGAACACAUCAAGUAGUGUGAUCUUCCAAAACCCACUGGUCAGCAUUGCUGCAACUACUAAUGCUCUAGAUCCACUGGCUGCCCUUAUGAAACAUCGCAAAGGAAAACCACCCAACGUUUCUGUGUUUGAUCCCAAAACAAGCUCAGAAGAUCCAUUUUUCAAGCAUAAGUGUAGGUUUUGUGCUAAGGUCUUUGGAAGUGACAGUGCAUUACAGAUUCACCUCCGUUCUCAUACAGGAGAGAGACCGUUUAAGUGUAAUAUUUGUGGAAAUCGGUUUUCCACUAAAGGUAAUCUUAAAGUUCACUUUCAGAGGCAUAAAGAAAAAUACCCUCACAUCCAGAUGAAUCCAUAUCCAGUCCCUGAAUACCUUGAUAAUGUCCCAACUAGCACAGGCAUUCCUUAUGGAAUGUCCUUACCACCAGAAAAACCAGUGACAACAUGGUUGGACACCAAACCUGUAUUGUCGACAUUACCAACUUCAGUUGGAUUACAGUUGCCUCCAACUCUAUCAAACAUUACCAGUCUAGCUGAGUCCCCAGCUGUGACUCCUUUGAACAGAUCACCUCAAAGACCAUCUCCUCCAUCAAGUGAAUGUGCGUCUUUGUCACCAAACAUAAACAAGAAUGAGUCCAACAUUCCAAUAACUGCAGAAUCUCCGCAGUCAAUUAAUGGCGGCAAUUUGGUUCCCAUUGUUCAAGGUUUAAAUGCACCUACAUCGAAUUUCAAACCAGCAGAGGGCUGCCCGAGUGGACAGUCAGUUUCCUCUGCUCCUUGCUCUACCACAUCUUCUACUGCUGCGGACAAUGGAGUGAACAGCAUUCCUACAACUCUCCCAAGUCCUCUGCUUCCCAUAAUAUCUGGUCAGUUCAAGGCAAAGUUCCCAUUUGGUGGCCUAUUGGACUCUAUGAAAACAUCUGAGACCUCAAAAUUGCAGCAGUUGGUGGAGAACAUUGAUAAAAAGAUGACCGACCCCAACCAGUGCAUUAUUUGUCAUCGCGUACUUAGUUGCCAGAGUGCUCUGAAGAUGCAUUACCGCACACACACAGGUGAGAGGCCUUUUAAGUGCAAAAUCUGUGGGCGUGCUUUUACUACCAAGGGCAACUUAAAGACACAUUUCGGAGUUCACCGAGCAAAGCCACCUCUUCGAGUACAACAUUCUUGCCCCAUUUGCCAGAAGAAAUUUACAAACGCCGUUGUUUUACAGCAGCACAUUCGUAUGCAUAUGGGUGGACAGAUUCCAAAUACACCUCUGCCAGAGGGCUUCUCAGAUAGCAUGGACACUGACCUAGCCUGUGAUGAAGUGAAUGCUGAACUAAUGAGCAACUAUGCUGAUGAUGAACUAAUGGAUGAAAAUUCAAUGGAUGAGGAGGCGGAGUUAAACAUUACCACAACUGAGUCUUCAAAGCAACUGUUAUGUUAUUCUGGUUCAUCACCAAACUCUCCUCCUUCAGUGAUUUCUAGCAUCACUGCACUGGAAAAUCAGAUGAAGAUAAUAGACUGUGCUUUGAGCACACAACAGCAUUCCAGCAUGAAAUCUGUUGAAAAUGGAUCAAUGGAAAGUGAUCGCUUAACUAAUGAUUCCUCCUCUGCUGUGGGUGACUUAGAAAGUCAGAGUGCAGGUAGCCCAGCAAUGUCUGAGUGUUCUUCUUCAAUGCAGGCAUUGUCACCUGUACACAGUAAUGCUGACAGUCAAAGAUCAAAGUCACCAGGAUUUGGCAACCAAGAAGAGCCACAUGAGACAUCAGUGAAAUCAGAAAAAGCAGACAGUCCAUCAACUCAUCGGGAGAAUGGAGGUGCACUAGAUCUGACAGCCAACAACCUGGGUCGGCCGAUCAUCAAAGAAGAGGCUUUUAGUAUGCUGUUCCCCAACCAAGAAUGUGGUCCCACCCAAAGUACUCCUAGCCUGGUCACCAGCACCGCACCAACCGUGGUCAAAAUGGAAGUCAAUGGUCACAGCAAGCCGAUCUCCCUAGGUGAUGGUACGCAGGUUCCAGUUGGUAUACAGGCUCCAUCUGCACCACAGACAGCCAUGAGUCCAGGUAUGACACCCAUUCUGGCACCGCCACCUCGAAGGACACCCAAGCAGCAUAACUGUCCAUCCUGUGGGAAGACCUUUUCUUCUGCAAGUGCUCUUCAGAUCCAUGAGCGCACACACACUGGUGAAAAGCCAUUUGGCUGCACAAUCUGUGGCAGAGCUUUUACAACAAAAGGGAAUCUUAAGGUUCACAUGGGAACCCAUAUGUGGAAUAAUGCUCCAGCAAGACGAGGGCGUCGUCUGUCAGUGGAGAACCCAAUGGCUUUACUAGGUGGUGAUGCUAUGAAGUUCUCAGAGAUCUUUCAAAAGGAUUUGGCAGCUCGGGCAAUGAAUGUUGAUGCAACAUUCUGGAACCAAUACGCUGCUGCUAUUACAAAUGGUCUAGCUUUGAAAAAUAACGAGAUUUCUGUUAUACAGAAUGGAGGCAUUCCUCAGCUUCCUGUUAGCUUGGGUGGCAGUGGUAUCCCUGCUUUAACUAAUGUGACCAGUGGAAUGGACAGGGUUCGCACAGGCGGCAGUCCGCCUGUUGCUGGGCUGGAGAAACCAAGCACAGAAGGCGGAGCAAAUCGGCCAUUCGCUAGAUUUAUUGAAGAUAACAAAGAAAUUGGCAUUAACUAAAAAAUGGCACUCUUAAAUAUAAUUAACAUAUGGACCAUUUUACCUUUGGAAUCUUGUACUAUAUUAUGUACAGUUUUUGGAGCAUACCUUCAAUAGUUGUUAAGAUAUGAUUUCAACUCCAAAUACUCAGUUGUUGGUGUUUUCUUGCUCCUUUACUCAUCCCCAGAACCAUGAAAGUUCCAAAUUCUGGUUAUGGUUUGAGUUGUCUUGCAAGAUUUGCAUGGUACUACUUGUUUCAAUAGUAAAUUUUACAAAAAAAUUCUUCAAAACUAAAAAGAAAAUUGUACGUUCAUAAAAUUAACAGACCCUUGAUUACCGUGAACAGAUGAACUGUUUGAUGGAUUGGAAACUGGGUGGGGCCAUAGCUCUAAUUUAGUUCCUUGACAACGAUACUGUGAGUGGAAUCGCUAAGGGCCUGGAAACCAUAAACUGACUGAAGUAUGGCUGGACAAGUGUGCUAAUUGUCUUCACAUGAAGUAGAAACUUGAAAUUAUAAUUUUGUUUUCCUUUUUAAGAUGUCCUACUCUUUAAAAAGAAAAAAACGGUGAUUUUUGUGUCCCUGGAGAUGUGUAUUAUAUAAAAAAAAUGUGCUUGUCUGUACUAUUUAUACUGUCAAAAUUAUGCGGGUCAGAAAUAGUGUCCAAACCCACUCUCAAUUUUGGUAUUGGCAGAAAUAUGUGCAAGAUAUGUAUAUCUCCAUGUUUUUAAAUUGUAGCCAGAUACUUAAUGAUGUCUGAAAGUAUCUUCUCUCACCUAUGGAAAGAACAAAACUUGUAGACUUGUCAAGUUUUCUUUCUUUUUCCCAACUGCAACUGAAUGCCGUUGUGACUUUUUGGUUGAAAAUUUUAAACUGUUUUAAAGAAGCUGCUAUUUAACCCUUUUAGGUCAGAUAAUGUAUUUCCGCUGAGAGAGGGUAGGAUUAUGUUUGAAAAAGUGAAAUCCUCCAUUAAACGAACUUUAAAAAAAUUUAGACUGGGAUUUAAACUAAAUGUAAUCCUUUCCAAUUUCAGUUGUGUAGAGAGAACACACCUUAUUUGUUAUUUAAACAGUCAGAAAUCAAGUGUAUACUGAAGUACAUUUUAAAAUUUAAUCAUGGAAUAUAGUAUCUCAGUCCUCCAAGCAAAGUUUAGCCUGUUUUAUUUUAACAUUUUUAUGCUAAAAUGUUACUUUAAUAGACCCAUUGCAAAAAAAAAUGUGAUGGUUCUUCCUUACCUGUGCUGCCUGUUUCUGUUUUUAAAUUAUUAAUAUAUUUAAUUGAUCAACUGGUACACAUUUGUUGCUGGCCCAACCCUGUACUAAUAUAUUUUGGCAGGGGGUAAUGAGUUCAUUUAGGACUUUCUUGAUGCCAUGGAACUGCAUAUAGUUUUAAAAUACUUACAUGCAUCACAUAAUGUGUUUUUAUUUUUAAAAUAAAAGCAUCUACAAUUGGAUGACAACUGUUUUUAGCCCAGUUAAUACUUCCCUUGAGAAAAAUCCUUUCUUAUUCAACUCCAACGUAGAUGUUAAAUUAAUCAUUUCACACAACUUAGCAUCUACAUUAAAAUGGAACACGCAGGAAUGUAUGCUAAUGUGUAAAUGGGUGCAUUAAAACUAUACAAAAGGAAGUGAAUCCACCAGAGUCCUGUAUUUUUGAAUUUGUAAAAAUUGAUAACAGGACACCUUAUUUCUCCCCUAAAGUAGGUGGCAACAUGAAAACUUUUAUUGUUAUUUUCUCCAAUUAAAAUCUGCUUUUAAGUGUUAAGAUCAGGGGAAAUGUAUUUUGGCAAUCCUUAUUUUAUUAUUCUGUUUGCUUUGUGUUUGCUGCAGCAGAAUAUCAAAUUGUGAGGCACAAAUAGAUUUUUUUUUAAAUCUACAUGCCAGUAGGCUCUGGCUUUGCUCCAUUUUUCAGUGACCAUAGAGAGGGGCAUUUGUACACUGGAGCACAAGAUUUUCUGCCCCUUUGCUCUGCAGAGUCGCUAAUAUUUUGCACACUUCGUGGAGCCUUCGCCUUUUGUGUUGAUGACAUAAUAUGUUUUGGACUUAAAAAAAAGCAAGGAGCCCUUAAGGAAACUAUAACCCCUUUGCUUGUCAUAAUUAACUCCAAGUUAGAAUAGUGAGUUUUGCUUCAAUUCAUUAAAUUGUCUGAUUUAGAUUUACUUGAGCUGGAACUAUCAUUAUUACUCAGUAUCAUCAAAUGUAAAAGCAUGUCUGGAGCAGAUGCUGUGACAUCAUGUGUAAUUGAGGUGUUCUCUUGCAUCCAUUCCCCUCAGAUUGUGGCUGUAACUCCUUUGAAGUACUGGUCAGUAACUAGAAGCAAUCACUGAUAUUGCUGUGCCCAACCUUCACGGAGUCAGCAAUGAGCAUGUGGAUGGAGGUUGGAGAACAGUCAAGUUGUGAGGAAAACUGUCAGGAAUAUGUUUUCAGCUCAUGGAACUGAGCACAAGUUUGGUUAUGUAACAGUCAUUUAUUCUGAUUGAGAGCAAGUUGUUCCAGAACAUGAUCAUAAUACUGCCGGUGCACAGUGUAAUACUUCUGCGAGUUAUUUUUGUGCAGUACAGUAGAUGAAAUGAAAUGAGGACCUAGAAACAAAGUGAAGCCAUACAAACCUAAUAUUGUGUAUCUGAAAGUUCUCUUGACACUGUUGAACCCCUUGAAAGUCUGAUUUUUGUGCCAGUUGAUCAUUAAGAGGGUAAAUUCCACCAGCAACAAAUUUAACUGAAUACAGCAGCGUGAACAGAAAGUGGGACAUCCAAUUUUGCACUCGCAAUGAUGUUUUUCACUAAAAUUAUUGACUGGAGGAAUUUCACAUCAAACUAAUUUGUAUAAUUUGAAUUCAGUAGUGGAGCUGGGAUAUUUAAAGUACCUUGCACCUUAUGCUAUGACUGAGACGAAUAUCUAUAAAAGAGUUUUUUUUGCAAAUCUUUUUCGACCUUUUUAAACACAGCAGAUUUAGAACAGAACAACAAAUUUCCAUAGACUAAAGACAAGUAUUAAAUGUAAAAUAAGAAAGCAUAUGUUAUGAAUUUGAUAAAAAUGUUGUAAACUUUCAUUAAUGUUUAAAAUGCUGGAAAAUCCAUUCAGACUGGCUAAUUGUCUUCUUGGAAUGCUUUGGGUAUCAAGCACAACUGUCCAUUAUGGUAAAAGAGUGACACAACUGGUGAUCAUUAAUUAAUGGUGCACCAUAGUAAGAAGCGUGACAAAGUUUUUAAUCUACAUUAUUAUUAAGUAAGCUAGCAAAUUGGGAUGGGUGGAGCUUAAUCAAAACUUGAACUAACAGUAACCGUUUCGUGUACAGUACUACCUCAUUUUUUUUGCAUUGAAAGCACGGUGGACGGUGGUGUACAAACUUCCAUUUGUAUGAAGCUGUUUUUGAAGAUAUAUUGCAAUAAGGAUUGGGCAAAAGACACGGUAAUCACACGGUGGAAUUGCAUGGCGGGUAUUUUGAAUGGACUAACAGUGGGACAAUCUGCUCAUUGAGAAAAGAAUUUAGGUUUCUCUUAAGGAACAUUAAAAUGUAUCACUUUACUGGUUGUUUCUGCCAUCUUGUCAUGACCAACCAAUACGAAGAGACAUGACUGAUCCUAGAAGAGCUGUUUAUACCCCCACUAAAACUAUUGUAUUUACCACAAGGGGAGUUGUUCCUACAAUGAGGACAAUGCAUCAAUCCUGUGUUACUUCCACCUUUAAAGCACUAAGUGUGGGAAUUUGGCAACCUUUCAAGAGCAUAAAUAAAAUGAAAACAAAACAAGUUGUAAGGUGGCUUAACGUUGCUGUAUUUUCAGCAUUUGAAUGUUUUAUUUAUCUGUGUCAUUUUUUGGUGUGAAUUUUUGUUAGCCAAAUGUUAGCAUUUGGUACCAUGUAGUGUUCUGUCCAUAAGGAUCUGUAACUUAAGACUUCUAAAGCAAUGUAAAUAGGGCAGUAGGUAGACUGAACCCUUUUGUAUUCAGGUGCUGGUUGUUCCUCUCUACAUGGUGAAGAGAGACACUAUUUUUAUACUGCGAUACCAUGUAGGGCUGGGGAACCAACCUGAACCAGUUGGGAAUUGUUACCUAUAUCCAAUAUUUUUAUUAAACCUUGUUGGCUUGACACAUCUACUGAUUGAAAUGGAUGUCUUAGUCUAGGUUACUAUUUUGUCAUAUGGAAUAAAUAAAAAAAAUGCAGGAUAUGA